Cicer arietinum (chickpea) is the source of this 2036-nucleotide messenger RNA. RefSeq names its product long chain base biosynthesis protein 1-like. Gene Ontology annotation, molecular function: pyridoxal phosphate binding; serine C-palmitoyltransferase activity. The record is from RefSeq and is a predicted model, not a curated record. Gene Ontology annotation, biological process: sphingosine biosynthetic process; ceramide biosynthetic process. Gene Ontology annotation, cellular component: endoplasmic reticulum. Lineage: Eukaryota; Viridiplantae; Streptophyta; Magnoliopsida; Fabales; Fabaceae.
AAAGGCAAUAAGAAAAAGACGAAAAAAGAAGCGAAGCUGAACAUUGCCAAGCAAACGCCGAUCAAUGAACCACCAUUUCUCAACCCCCUCAAUACCAACACCCCCUAAUCCUUCCGUGAGGUGCAUAUAGCAAUUUCUCAUCUGAUUCCAAAUCUCACAUCGCAUCGAUCAUUAGAUAACUCUCGCCGUUUCCCUCUCCCAAUCGCAAGGAUUUUCAUUAUCAUCUAUGAUUUAGUCAUUUCGUGUAAUUUGAAUAGCGGGAAUGCGCAUGCAUGAGUGAUUUUGAAAGCUUCAUUGCUUAUUUGAUUGAUAUAUUUAGUUAAUGAUGGCUUCAACUGUUCUCAAUUUCGUGAACACUACGAUUGAUUGGGUGACUUAUGCUUUAGAUGCUCCUUCUACACGAGCUGUAGUUUUUGGAUUCAAUAUCGGUGGACAUUUAUUUAUCGAGGUUUUUCUCUUGGUGGUUAUACUUUUCUUGCUUUCUCAGAAAAGUUACAAGCCUCCUAAAAGGCCCUUGACAAACAAGGAAAUUGAUGAGCUAUGUGAUGAAUGGGUUCCACAACCCCUUAUUCCUUCUCUUGAUAAAGAGCUGCAGUAUGAACCAGCAGUGCUGGAAAGUGCUGCUGGGCCGCAUACCAUAAUUAAUGGUAAAGAAGUUGUCAAUUUUGCUUCAGCAAACUAUCUUGGGUUAAUAAAUCAUCAAAAAUUACUUGACUCAUGCUCGUCUGCUUUAGAGAAAUAUGGUGUUGGUUCUUGUGGUCCCCGUGGGUUUUAUGGAACAAUUGAUGUCCAUCUUGACUGUGAAGCGAGAAUAGCAAAAUUUUUAGGAACACCUGAUUCAAUUCUAUACUCUUAUGGACUUUCCACCAUGUUCAGUGCUAUUCCUGCUUUCUCUAAAAAAGGAGAUAUAAUUGUGGCGGAUGAGGGAGUCCACUGGGGAAUUCAGAAUGGCCUAUAUCUUUCUAGAAGUACAGUGGUGUAUUUUAAGCACAAUGACAUGGAUUCUUUAAGAGAAACUUUAGAGAACAUUACUUUCAAAUAUAAGGGGACCAAGAAUUUGAGGCGUUAUAUUGUUGUUGAAGCUAUUUACCAGAAUUCUGGCCAAAUAGCACCCUUAAAUGAGAUCAUUAAACUGAAGGAAAAGUAUCGUUUUCGUAUUUUACUGGAUGAGAGCAAUUCAUUUGGUGUGCUUGGAAGUUAUGGAAGAGGUCUCACUGAACACUAUGGAGUUCCAGUUGAGAAGUUAGAUCUUAUAACUGCUUCUAUGGGACAUGCAUUGGCCACCGAAGGAGGAUUCUGCACCGGAAGUGCAAGAGUUAUAGAUCACCAACGUUUGAGUAGCUCUGGCUACGUCUUUUCUGCUUCUUUGCCUCCAUAUCUUGCAAGUGCUGCAAUUACAGCUAUUGAUGUCCUUGAGGAAAAUUCCAAUCUGUUAACUAAGUUGAAGAACAACAUUGCUGUGUUAUGGAAAGGGCUGUUGAAAAUACCAGGCUUCACAAUUGCAAGUCAUCCAGAGUCACCAAUUGUUUAUUUGAGAUUAAAGAAGUCAACGGGUUCUUUGAAAGAUGACCUACAUCUGCUUGAAAAUAUUGCCGAGCGCGUUUUGAAAGAAGAUUCUGUAUAUGUGGUGGCUUCCAGAAGAUCAACAUUGGACAAGUGUCGAUUGCCUGUAGGAAUUAGAUUGUUUGUUUCUGCAGGGCAUUCAGAGUCUGAUCUUCACAAGGCAUCUGAAUCAUUGGAAAGGAUUGCGGCGUCAGUCCUUGAUGGUCAUAAUUGAACAAUGUACACCUCUCUUCUGCUUCUUCUUGUACCAAAAUGUCAGUUCUAUUCCACUUUUAGGUGAGCAAUUUUGAAAUUCAGGCUGAUAAAGGAAGUCUUGUAGCUGGUAAUUUAUGUAAUAUUUUCUCCGCUAGCUUAGGGUGACAGUAUUUUUUGGCCUGUGCUAUUCUUUGAUGUGUUAAGUGGUGGAAUAAGGAUUUUAAGUUUCUAAUCAUUAUUUGGGGAAAUGCUUGAAUUACAUUAGGCUUAAUUUUUUC